GUUAGGUACCGGGAUGAAAUCCUCAGAGCGACUGUCUGACCUGACGCUGGUGCAGCAGGCCCUGGGUUCCUCCUGGUGCAGGACAAUGCCCAGCCUCCUGUGUCCAGAGUGUGUAGGCAGUUCCUGGAUGAUGAAGGCGCUGAUGCCAUUGACUCAUUCCCCUGAACUUAAUCCAAUUGAGCACCUAUGAGACGUUAAGUAUCGGUGCAUCCGACGCCUCCAAGUACCACCACAGACGGUCCAGGAGCUCCCUGAUACUGUGAUCCAGGUCUGGGAGGACAUCCCCCGGGACACCAUCUGCCAACUGCCAAUAAAAUGUACAUCAGUAAAGAUUUCCAACUUGAAUAAUUUGUUCAUCAAGAUCUGAUGUAUGACUUCGGGGUUGCAUGGGUGCCAUUCUUUUAAUCUGUGCAGCAUUUUAGACUUGAUUUUUGGAUUAUUAAUCUCAGUCUAGAUGAGAUAUCAGAUAAAUGUAGUAUGAAGCAGCAGAAAAUGAAAAUACUCAAGUAAAAUGCAAGAAUAAUCCGUUAAUUACAUACUAUCACUUUUGAGUGUACUUGCGAUGUAGUUCUGAUAUUUCCCACAGCACCUGAAGGCGGCAUCCGGUGCAGUUGAGAUUUACAGGGCUGUAAUGGGAGAGGUGACGAGACAGGAGGACACCCCAUGUAUCUGAGCAGCUCUGUGAGUAUUUUCCCCAUGCUGAACUCAACCGGAGGAGCUUAUAUCCGCUUUUAAAACGUUGCCAGCUGAGGUGAGCACAAUUAUUAUUAUUACGAAUGUUUCCAUGUUUCCACGAAUGUUUGGACAGCAACAGUUCUUGCUUUGAAUAAAAAUGUGGUUUCUAUCGUCACCAUUUAUGAUAGAGAAUACAAAUGUGCAUAUAGCAGCAUGGGCAGAUGAUGAGACAGUGGGCGUCUUUUUGUGGGUUUGUGUCUCUUUGAGGUCAUUUUGUGUCUUUUUCUAUUCAGCAUGUGUCUCCUUCUGGUUGUUUUGUGUCUCCUUGGAGUUAUUGUGUGUGUCUUUGCAGUUCCUUUGCAUCCCUAUGUGGUGUUUUUGACCCCCUGCCACUGUGGGCCCCUGGGCCUGUGCCUGGACGGCCUGUUCAGUAAACCAUCCACGAAUGAGGUCUCUCUGUUUGAGCUGUGCAGGAGGAAGAAGUGCCGAGAUGUUUCCUCUGUGUGUGUUGCUGAUGCUGCUGUGUCUUCAGUGCGGACGGCUCUGCCACACCCUGCAGAUGGUGCAGUCACUAAAUCUUCAGGUGGAGUACGGGGAGUCGGCCAUCUUGCCUUGUGACGGCUCAGCCUACCUGGAGGAGGAAGGGAGUGUCCAGUGGGAGGCAAUGGGGGAGGAUGUGGCUAUCCUCUGGAGCGGGGAGCUACAUCAGGGGGACAAAUUUCAGGACCGCGUUGAGCCGCUCUCGGAGGACAAGCUCAGGGAGGGAGACUGGUCCGUGGUCCUCCGGGACACAAUGCUCAGUGACACUGACAUGUACGAGUGCAUUUGGCAAGGAAGGAAAACCAUAGCAACAGUAUGGCUCACUGUCACGGUGCCCCAUGUUAAGCGCUCGAUAGUGGUGCCUGCUGGUGACUCGGUGGAUCUUGCCUGCUAUGUUCAGAUCUCCAGAAGCCAGUCCGUCAGCGAUAUGCUCAUCUGGUGGACCAGGAACGGCAGCACCAUACUGUCAAUAGAAAAAGAGGAUUUGUACUCGACUGUGGUGGUGUCUAGCCCCGAGGACAUGUCCCGAAUCAGUCUAGGGUUUGAUGGUAAAGAAGCAUUUCAUCUGUACAUGAGCCCGACAAAGAUAAGUGACAGUGGAGAGUACCACUGUUUGUAUAAAACCAGGGAAACUGAUGAUCCCAGGUCUGGGACACCAGAGAGUAUCACAUUGACUGUGCUGGAAACGGACCCUACUGAUAUUGUUUUUAACCAUGACGAGGCGACAGAGGACUGGCUCAGUGCAUCAGACUGGCCUACGAUAGUUACAACAGAGGAGGUGACAGGUGUCACUAAUCUUACACCUGUUCUCCUGGAGGAAUCCACACAACUGAUGAAAGUGGUGACAAAGGCGCCGUCGAUGGAAGCCUUCGAGGAGACGAUGACAUUGUUCCCAGAUGAAGAGGCAUCGUCUAAGUCUCUCCCAUGGGUUCGGAUCGGACUCAUCACCGGAGUCUUGCUGGUCACAGUGGCGGUGCUGUGCAUUCUGAAAGCUCACCAGAAAAUUUGACAUGCGCAGCAGGAGGGAUG
This is a messenger RNA of Epinephelus fuscoguttatus (brown-marbled grouper), 2244 nucleotides long. RefSeq lists its product as uncharacterized. Gene Ontology annotation, biological process: positive regulation of T cell proliferation; negative regulation of T cell proliferation; immune response. Bases 1121 to 2224 code for a protein of 367 amino acids. The record is from RefSeq and is a predicted model, not a curated record. NCBI's taxonomy places the organism in Eukaryota, Metazoa, Chordata, Actinopteri, Perciformes, Serranidae. Gene Ontology annotation, cellular component: external side of plasma membrane. The transcript has 9 exons.